Brugia pahangi is the source of this 1068-nucleotide messenger RNA. Lineage: Eukaryota; Metazoa; Nematoda; Chromadorea; Rhabditida; Onchocercidae. The record is from the annotation of a GenBank genome assembly.
AUGCAGGUACACUCACGGAAACGUAUCAGUCAUACUACUAACAUUAAAUUAGAGCCAUAUUCAGUUGUCACCGAUACAUCAACCAUUGCAACAGAUUAUGCAUCAGUUGCAUCUAAUGAAAGUUUCUAUGAUGAAUCACAUGGCCAACCUAUUUCUGGCCCAUGGCCUAGGCCUAUAUUGCCAAUAAAAAGUCAUUCAGAAUCAAACAAUGUUCAUAAAUUAACACAGUGUAUACAACAUAGUGUGAAGAAAAGUUCGUCCGAUACAACGAUGAAUAUUGCUAUUGAUUAUGGAAAGCGAUUAGAAGAAUUUGACACAACAGCAAUUAAUAUUCCUGGAACGGGAAAAUAUGAUAUCUCUAAACAAAAGGAUGGUGUAGAAUCGGAGCAUUCUAUUCAAGUGAUAACACCAAUGUUAUCAUCAAAAGAGCAAAAUAAAUUACACUUCGAUCAUUUGCAACAACGAAUUGCAUCAUUUGCUUCACCACUUGUUAGCAUGCUUGGAACAAGAAUUGAAACAACUGAUGGUGAAUCAUCCACUGAUCAAGAUUUAGAAAUCAAUGAAACUAAUAUGAACAUUAAGACACCAAUUGUAGCACUGCAAUCAAAAUCACAAUCAAUUAUACCGAAUGAAAUACAUAAUGAAAUUGAUAAUAAAUUAGCAUCACUACCAUAUUUUCAACAAAAUCAUUUCAUAGAUUCACUGCCUAUCUCAUCGAUUUCAUCUAUGGCGAUGAAAACACAAAAAAAACUGGUGGAUAAAGCACACCAAACAUCUCACAGACAAGAGGAUAAUAGCAUUCAUUUGAAUGAUGAUGCAGUUAAGCAAGAAGAUAGCAGUAAUAAUAUUAGUAAUAAUAAUGAUGGCAGUAUUAUUAUUAUUAACAAUAGUAAUAAUAAUAAUUCGAAUGAUGCUAAUUUGGUAAAAAACAAAUAUGCUAAUGAAUUAGUAAUUGGAAUUGGAAAAAUUCUACGUGAAAAGAAUGGUGGAAUUGCAGCAUUAUAUAAGAAUGCCUUAGAAAUGCCUAAUUCAAGAUUUAGCAAAAUUUUAUAUUCUAUGAUUGCAUAA